Molecule: messenger RNA, 1752 nt
Organism: Leptosia nina
Lineage: Eukaryota; Metazoa; Arthropoda; Insecta; Lepidoptera; Pieridae
Source: the annotation of a GenBank genome assembly
AUGGAACAAGAAGAGAAUUCUAGACGAUUGACCGUAAUUAUUAUUUUAUGCCAAUGCAUAGGAAUCACAAAUAUAGCGACCAUCCCAAAUGUGGCAUUUUCCGAAGGCGUCCUCGGAUGUAUAAUAUUUUUCACACUUACGUACGUAAUCCUCGGAAUACCACUUUUAUAUAUGGAGACAGUUAUCAGUCAGUUCACCGGCAGAGAUUGCAUUGAUGUUUGGAAGAUCAGCCCUUGCACAUCCCACGUGGGUUACUUCCUGAUAGCGUGGCAAGUGGUGGUACUCAUCUACAAUCAUACUGUUACGUCCUUCCUCAUGCACUACUUUCUGAUAAGUUUUGAAUCCCUCCUACCCUACCAUACUUGCGGCCCAUGGACGAACGAACUGUGUAAUAUAAUUCUCACUAACUUCACUGUCAACAAAAACUGUGUACGAAAACAGAAGGGCGCAGCGUAUUGCGAAGGUCUAUAUUCAACUUUUCCCGAAUACCAAUAUUGGAGAUACAACUUAGUUAAGUUAGACAGAAAGCUUGACAUCGCUUGGAAGGUCACCCUCGGCUCAGCGGCUAUUUGUGUCAUAGUUUAUGUGAGCUGUUUCAAAAGGGAAAAGUCGCUGAAAUGGGCCACUUACAUCCUGGGACCGUUUCCUAUAAUCGCAUACUGUGUGUUGCUCACAGGCUCGUUAUUACAAAAGGGGAUUGUUUUAAAAUUCACAGAAGCAUUGGAUUUCGAAUUUAAAGACUUUUCGAAGAAAUUUCGCAUAUCAAGUAUUAUACAUCGUGUUGGGUUUAAUUUGGGGAUCGGGUCGGGUGUAACCUUCAACUUAUCAGCCAACUCGUCGUUCAGAACUCCGUGCCUAUCGAACACUGUAAUCAGCGUAAUUAUUUGCACACUCUUUUCCAUUCUCACUGUAAUCACAACGGCGAUGAUGACCUGCCCGUACGCAUUAGAAUUCGACGAAAAGCCGGAGAUGAUUAUGAAGACGCGAAUUUCGUUCCUCUUCGAGAAAGUACCAAGAUUAUUUAACCAAUACGAAAGGAAGUCCUUCUAUUUAAUCCUUACGUAUAGCUGUUACUCUGUUCUAGGUACCUGCACUAAUGUUAUCAUCUUCUACAAUUUAUUAGACGUUGCCUCAACAAGAAGUAUGAAAGUCGCCAAAUAUCCGGGAUUGACUUGCUUCUGUGGCUGCAUCCUCUUAUUCCUAAUAACAAUUCCUCUGUUUAAUUACUACGGAAUUAAUAUAAUGACAGUAAGCUUCAGGCGGCAUGUAGUCACCUUUAUGACUUUCAUUAGUAUGAUUGAAUGUGUGGUGUUUCUCACUUGGUAUGGCGUCCAAAGGUUUUCUGAAGACGUUCACUUCAUGUUGGGUGUCCAACCAAAAAUGUUUAUGAAAGUAACCUGGUUGUUUUCGAGUGUCGUACUCUUAUACUCCUUCUUUGUUGAAUUAAACCACCACUUGAAGACUACGACACAGUUUAUUUACGGAUCCUAUGUAACGUUGGCAGUAAUUGGUGUGUUGAUAGCGAUAUUUGUUGUCAAAUGUCUUUACGCUGCUUGCACAAAACAGAUGUCGAAGAUGUUUCAGUUAGAUCCUAGUUGGGGGCCAAGGAACGAAGUGUUGCAACGUAGUAGGGCAAUGUUUUCUGCGCAAGCGAUGACAAAAGAGUAUAUGUACCGGCAGUAUCACUUGCAAGCCGGUAUUCUUUCGAGACAAAGACAAUCCAAUGUAAGGAACAGUACGAACAUAGUCUAA